This is a messenger RNA of Argentina anserina (silverweed cinquefoil), 1152 nucleotides long. RefSeq names its product ADP-ribosylation factor GTPase-activating protein AGD5-like. The coding region runs from base 1 to 1152 and encodes 383 amino acids. Gene Ontology annotation, molecular function: GTPase activator activity. Lineage: Eukaryota; Viridiplantae; Streptophyta; Magnoliopsida; Rosales; Rosaceae. The transcript has a single exon. The record is from RefSeq and is a predicted model, not a curated record.
AUGAACGAGAAGGCCAAUGUCACCAAGGAGCUCAACAACAAGCACCGAAAGAUACUGGAAGCACUAGUUAAACUACCAGAGAAUAGAGAAUGUGCCGACUGCAAAGCCAAGUGUCCAAGAUGGGCGAGUGUAAACUUAGGUAUCUUUGUAUGCAUGCACUGUUCUGGGAUUCACAGAAGUCUCGGGGUACACAUAUCCAAGGUGAGAUCUGUUACCUUGGACACUUGGCUUCCAGAGCAAGUUACAUUCAUUCAAUCAAUGGGAAAUGCGAAGGCAAAUAGUUACUGGGAAGUAGAACUACCUCCAAACUAUGACAGAACUCGAUUUGGCAUUGAAAAUUUUAUUCGUUUGAAGUAUGAAGAUAAGAGAUGGGUUGCUAAAGAUGGACAACCAAAACCACCUAAAGCGCCUGAACAUGUUGUAAAUGUCCCAGAACCGCAAAAUGUUCUUCCACAGCGUGAAGAAGUGAAACCAACAGCAAAAGUUGCUCCAACAGUUGAUUUUGCCACUGACCUUUUUGACAUGCUCUCAGUACAUAGUCCCAGUGAAAGUUAUGAAGCAUCAAAAUUUGAGAGAAGCAGUCCACAGGAAGCAGCAGAGAGCGGUAGCAAGCCUGCUUCAGGAAUCGAAGAUCUAUUUGCAGAUUCACAGCCAUUAGCACCUGUUGCAGUGAAUUCUAAGAAAGAUGUUAAAAAUGAUAUUAUGAGUCUUUUCGACAAGUCCAACAUGGCGUCACCGUACGGGAUGCAUCAACAGCAGCUCGCAAUGCUGGCUCAGCAGCAGUAUCUUCUCAUGACUGCUGCACCUAAGUCUGCUGACAAUGCUCUACAACCUGUGUCACAUGGAAGUUUAGGAGCCCAAAGUUGGCCAAACAUUGGUUACCAGUUGCAAGAUUCCAGAAUGAUGAUGCCUGCAGAUGGACAGGGUUGUGUUCCAAUAGGAAGUUGUGUUCCAAUAGGAAGUUGUGUUCCAUAUUCGAUGUAUACCUUUUAUUCUAUGUCCCAAACUAACCCAGUUAAUGGCCUGACAACUGCUGGAGUGAACAAAACUCAGUCACCGGCUUCAUCGUCUGCUGCAACUUCUACUACAACACAAAACGGAAUAGACUAUGAUUUCUCAUCUUUAACACAAGGAAUGUUCGCAAAACAGUGA